UUUUUGUAAAAGCAACUUAUAAGACACAUGAAAGAUGAGCAGUAUUUAGCUUGUACGCAUUGUAAACUAUCAAUAGUUUAUGUAUAUAUAUGCUAAUGCAGAACUAGCUUGUAAUCUUGCAUGGAGCAAAGAGGGUCAUGUCAUGACUUGUAAAAUUGCUCAGGACUUGCUGGAACCGGAAGCGCAUCACGCAGUUCAAAUGCUGCUUCCAGACUACGUGAAUGGCGAUUUGUCGGCGCUGUGUGUUUGGCCAGACCAAGUAAGACACUGGUAUAGGUACCGAUGGACGAGCCCUCUUCACUUCAUUGACACACCAGACCGAGCCUGCAAUUUUAAAUAUCAGAGGGACUGCCAUGACCCAAAGGGUGCGAAGGAUAUGUGCGUCGCAGGUGCCAUCCGGAACUUCACCAAUCAACUCUCACAUUACCAUCACGGGACCUCUGAUCGACGCUAUAACAUGACAGAAGCAUUGUUGUUUUUAGCACAUUUCAUGGGAGACAUCCAUCAGCCAAUGCAUGUUGGGUUCACAAGCGACGAAGGUGGAAACACUGUGGAGUUGCGCUGGUUCAGGCACAAGUCGAAUCUGCACCAUGUGUGGGAUAGAGAGAUAAUUCUUACAGCCGCGGCGAAUUACUAUGGAAAGGACAUCAACCUCCUCCAGCAAGACAUUCAAGGAAAUUUUACUGAAGGACUCUGGUCCAGCGAUCUUGCCUCAUGGAGAGAAUGUAGUCACAUAUCUUCUUGUGUGAGCAAGUAUGCUGCUGAGAGUAUGGAUACGGCUUGCAAAUGGGGAUACAAAGGUGUUGAGUCAGGGGACACUCUUUCUGAUGAUUACUUCAACUCGAGAUUGCCCAUUGUUAUGAAGCGGAUAGCUCAGGGAGGAGUCCGGUUAGGCAUGAUUUUGAACCGGGUUUUUGCUGGUGAUAGCUUAGAGAUGGAGGAAACUCUUGUUGCUACAUGAUUACUCAAUCCUUCAAACAAACUAACCACCUUCACUUUCCAUUGCGUUUCAAUUUCGAAUUUCAUUAUUUUUAUGUAUGUCGUCUUAAAUGCUCCAUCCAUCCCUAAUAAUUUGUCACAAUUUGA
Molecule: messenger RNA, 1086 nt
Organism: Salvia hispanica
Lineage: Eukaryota; Viridiplantae; Streptophyta; Magnoliopsida; Lamiales; Lamiaceae
Product: endonuclease 1-like
Biological process (GO): DNA catabolic process
Molecular function (GO): nucleic acid binding; endonuclease activity
Source: RefSeq, a predicted model, not a curated record